Molecule: messenger RNA, 2739 nt
Organism: Thermochaetoides thermophila DSM 1495
Lineage: Eukaryota; Fungi; Ascomycota; Sordariomycetes; Sordariales; Chaetomiaceae
Exons: 1
Coding region: 1-2739 (912 amino acids)
Source: RefSeq, a predicted model, not a curated record
AUGUUGUCACGGCCGGCCUUCAGCAUUCGAAAGCUCAUCCCUCAGAAGAAGCAGGAUGAAGUGCCAGAGGACUACACGGGUUCGUACUUCAUACACGACGACGAUAUGGACACAUUCAGUCGUAUCAAGAGCUGGAUGCCACCUACAAUGGGCCUCAUGAAGAAACCCAAACCAAUGAUCGAUAUCCGCCGCAGCGAUGACCUACAUCGUAUUGUCUACCCACCCCCACCUCCUCUCCCAGAUACUCCCCCGUCAUCGACAACUUCUUUGUCCAGCUAUGAGAACAACAAUGCCGCUGUGUACGCCAUCAAUGCCACUGCUCGACCCUGUCCACCUCGGCCUUCUGAGAGGGGCACCCAGGGGAGCCCACAGAGAAGUCCCCAAAGAAGUCCUCUUUUAAGUGCCCAGAGCUGUGAAGAUAUUCAAUCCACAAUACAAUUCAGGACCAUCGUUCAUGCAAAUACUUUUCCUCCGCAGUUCCAGUUUACACCGCCAUCGUCCCCUCCUCAGCUCGAAGGCAUGGGUCAAAACAAGGUCGUACUGGCACCUAAGCUGCCACUUGAGGCAACCGCUGAGCUACCCCCAACGCCGGCCAUAGGCACUCAUACGACAUCCCCCGAUUCUGAGUCUGGAGCAGCAAACCCCCUUACAGCCGAUGCUAAGGGGCUCUUCUUGACCAGCGCUCCACAACCAGCGGAAAAAGCAGAUAUCAGCCAGCUACGUCAGUCGUACUCUCAUGCCAUCCUCUCUGAUCAACAGCUCGAAAAGUUCCCAAAGCCAAAGACAGCCACAUCUGUGUCAACAAUAACGCGCAGAAAAUCUCAACAGCGUAGCCAUGGUUCCGUUCGCUCUAACCGAUCUACACGGUCUAAUAGGUCAGUCAGGUCAGCAACAAAGACGGCUACCAGAUCAGAGCUUUCGUCUGGACAGAAAAGAGUGGUAGUCGCCUCGACCCCAAAAAGGGUGAAGUCAAAGAAGUCUGGCAUCCGGCCGCGAGUACGGGCAAGGCAAUCAUCAGUGUGGCAAUGGACGGAGAGCGCCAAGGGGCUCAUGAGGGAACGGUUGUUCCAUCGAAUUGAGGUCGAUGAGAUGCUCCCCGAAAGCGAGUUGCGGGAGAUAAGGAAGAGCCGAGCUACAAAAUGGACAUGCUCGCCUGAGCUGGGAGUCACACAUGUCAGUGAGAGGUUCCGCAAGGUAACCAAGAAGCCAGCCGAGCCAGCUGAACCGAUCGAGCCCCUCGAUCUCAACGUUGCGCGGGAUGCCCCGACAGAGACAUCCACCCCUCAGUCAUGUCUUGCCAAUCAGCAAGAGCAUGAUGAGUGUCCCACUUCUAAAGCAGCUACGCAGGAACAGGUUAGUAGCAAGCCGGGCAACAGCCGCCAACAAGAACUCCAAAAUACGCUUGAGAACGCACCGGCACCAACACUUCCCGAUUCGCCUACCAAAGGAAACAAUGAAGCGGAAAGGACCAGCCCUGUUGCGAUCAUUUCCGAGGAAGACUGCUCGGCCCAACCUACAUCGGUCAACAGCGAACCUACCGUCGCUCCUACACUCAAGUCACCUAGUCAUCGCCGUAAUCCUAGUCGACAACUUCCUCCACUUCCUGCCUUACCUGAGGCUGCGCCAAGUUCUGUCGAGAAUAAGACAUCACCUAGCCCUACCGAACAGUCAGAAUCAAGACCCGAACAGCCUGCCGCCCCAGCGCCACAGCAUGUCUCUACCAAAUUUAUUGAGGAAGACGACGAGUACGUCUACCUAAGGAGCACGCCUUACACUAUGACAAUGCCCACCUUCCAGCACGGCCGUAUCCGUCUAUCUAAACCUGAGCGGGCAGCCGCUGUGGACAACACUCUCGACUGGACCGCUUUCCAAAUGGCCAUCCUUGGUGGCGCGGGUGACUUCUUCGGCGAAGCGACCGACUACUCCCGGCCGUCGGAUACCGAGCUGGACGAACUGGAGAACUUGAUCUCGUGGUUUAACAGCUUUGGUUUUGAGGGCUACGGCAGGUUGGUUGGUCCCGAACCUCCCAAGACCCCGAAUCGGACUUGGACGCCGGCCAUGUCCUCGACGCAUACACGGACACCAUCCUUGACGGCACAGUCGCCAGCAUCUGCAUCUGGGGCUGGCAGCAGUCCGAACCUAGGCGCUGAGACCGGGUUCAGGAGAAUCGACCCCCCUGCACCGGCAACCGCUCAGGAAAGCUACUACUACCGCAACUACUGCCAGCAGCAGCAAUACAACACUCCGCAUGUUAACAACGAAUUCGGCUUCUACCCGGCCGCAACGAUGGCGACACCAAGUCAAUAUCUCACCCCUCCCGCUCCAGACGCCUCACAACGGCACCGCCGCAACGAAAGCAGCAGUACCUUCUCCGUUUACCGCACCUCGCCCCAGCACCUGUCUCAACCCCAACCCUCGCCUGCUUUCUACCACCAAAACACCUGGCCUCAGUCUCAUCCGGCCUACACCUACGACUACCAACCCCAACCGCAACUGCCGAAGCCUCUUGCUCAGCCCAACUGCGUUGACGUUUCUAUCGACUCAGCCAAGUCCCGGCAACGGUCAAAUAGUAUUGAUAGUUUCCAGUCGCUACCGCAAAGCCCGAUGAUGGACCUAGUGGUAAGCCAUGAUGCGGGCGGGAAUGAGUAUGUUGUGCCGAUGGGGUUCAAUCUGAGUCAUGAUCUGGGAGAUUUCCUUACUUGGCAUGCUAGUCACGUUUCGGGGGUGGGGUUGACUUAG